Lolium rigidum is the source of this 628-nucleotide messenger RNA. RefSeq lists its product as uncharacterized. The coding region runs from base 64 to 498 and encodes 144 amino acids. The transcript has 3 exons. Lineage: Eukaryota; Viridiplantae; Streptophyta; Magnoliopsida; Poales; Poaceae. The record is from RefSeq and is a predicted model, not a curated record.
UCCAAAUCCAAAGCGAGAGGAAUCCUUCGAGGAGGGGCUCCUCUCAUCGCCGCGCCGAUUUCCAUGGCGGCCUCUGCCUCCUCGCCGGCGGAGGCAUCCCCGCCGCUGGAUUCUGUUGCUUCCGACGACGAGUGGGAUGCUGAUGGAUUUGUUAUUCCUAAUUUGACUAAUCAAGAUGAUGAUGUUACUACGCAUAGUGUCCCCAAAGUCACAGAUCCUAAACCUCAACAGGAAAAAGAGGAGAAGAUAUACUUGGGGCCUCAUGGGGCACCGCCAUCUCAAGCAAAGCAGCAGGAAUUGAACAGUAAGCAGCGCUUCAGAAACAAGCUAAAGGAAGCAGAUAGGAAAUCAACUGGCAAUGUUCAGGAGAACAAGGUGGAAAUCCUGAGAGAGCUCAUGGGUGCUAGAGCAGUUAAUACGGGCGUGGCCAAGAGUUCUCGUCGCGACUGGCUUGACCCACACUGUCAUGAGUCGGAGUUUGAUAGAAAACCGUGCUAGGUGGCUGCCACAUGUUAUCUCCUUUGCUGAGACGCUUGACAAACUGUAUACUUUUGUGGGUUAUCCCCAACAAUGUAUCUUCCCUAUCAGCAAAUGUAUAAAAAGAAACGACUCAUGGUAUUUUCUGGUA